AUAAUGUUGUAGGAUGAGUAUGGAAAGUAAGAUAAGAGUCGACCCAUUACUGCUCCUGCUCUAGGUGAACUGCAUGCACAGAGCCAAAUCUGGAAGUGCAAGGUUUCAUAGUAAUGAUGUAAUUUCUUGAAAAGCCCUUUCGUCUCCACUUCAACUCUCCAAAUGGCGGAAACACCCAAAAUUCGUUUCGGCUUCAUCGGCUGCGCCCGAAUUGCACGCAGGGUUUCCCGUGCCGUGGCCCUCGCGCCCAACGCCGUCCUGCACGCCGUCGGAAGCCGCUCCAUCGACAAGGCCCGAGCCUUCGCCGCCGCCAACGGCUUCCCCGCCGCCGCCAAGGUGUACGGCUCCUAUGAGGCCGUCCUCGACGAUCCCGAGGUCGACGCCGUCUACCUGCCGCUCCCCACCAGCCUGCACGUGCGCUGGGCCGUGCUCGCCGCCAGCAAGAAGAAGCACGUGCUGCUUGAGAAGCCGGUUGCUCUUAAUGUUGCUGAGUUUGACGAGAUCAUCGCGGCGUGCGAAUCCAAUGGAGUGCAGCUCAUGGACGGUACCAUGUGGAUGCACCAUCCCCGCACCUCGAAGAUGAAGGAGUUUCUCUCCGACGUAAACCGUUUUGGUCAGCUCAGAUCGAUUCACUCCAAUUUUACAUUUAGGGCUAGUGCCAAUUUUCUUGAGAAUAACAUUCGUGUGAAGCCAGAUCUUGAUGCUCUUGGUGCUCUUGGCGAUGCAGGUUGGUACUGUCUUAGGGCAAUACUGUGGGCUGCCAACUAUGAACUACCAAAAACUGUAAUCGCCUCGCGCAACCCUGAGCGUAAUCAAGUUGGGGUGAUGUUGGCUUGUGGGGCUACUUUGUACUGGGAAGAUGGAAAAGCAGCAACCUUCUAUUGCUCCUUCUUGUCCAACAGGUCAACCGAUAUAACUGCUCUAGGGACAAAAGGAACGCUACAUGUUCAUGACUUCGUUCUCCCUUAUGAAGAAAAGGAAGCAUCAUUUUAUGCAGCUACAGAAUCAGGUGUUGAUGAAGCUGUUACAAAGUGGGUUCCACAGCCAAGCAAGCAUAUAAUAGAAACUGACAUACCUCAGGCGGCUCUUAUGGUAAAUGAGCNUGCCCGUUUGGUAGCAGAUAUCAAAUUCAAGAAAGCAAAACCCGAGAAGAAGUGGCCAACAAUUAGUAGGAAAACUCAACUCGUAGUAGAUGCUGUGAAGGCUUCAAUUGAUAGGGGUUUUGAGCCAGUGGAGAUUCAGGAGUGAGGUGUAUGAACUGAGUCACCAGUGUUUUAAGAUUAAGUCCAGCAUGGUGUACACGACUUUGGUGUUGUGCGUAUUAAGCUGAAGUUGUGUAGAAUGGCAUGACUAAGUGCAUUUGUUAUAAAUUGGAGUAUAAGAUUAGAGGGAGACCAUUCUUUCUUGUAGUUCGUGUUUCAUACUGAAAAGGAAAUCAUGUAGCUUAGAAACUGUUUGUGGGUUUCUUAUUCUUGAGGUGAUCGGCUUGCCAUUGCCAAGGAAACUGGCCGAAGGCUUGGGAUGGGAACAAACAGGUACCCAUCUUCUUCGUUGCUUAACAAGGAUGACUCUAAAUGACUCUCCUUUCCUGUUUA
Messenger RNA from Vigna radiata var. radiata (mung bean), 1595 nucleotides. RefSeq lists its product as uncharacterized. The coding region runs from base 163 to 1248 and encodes 361 amino acids. NCBI's taxonomy places the organism in Eukaryota, Viridiplantae, Streptophyta, Magnoliopsida, Fabales, Fabaceae. Gene Ontology annotation, molecular function: nucleotide binding. The record is from RefSeq and is a predicted model, not a curated record. The transcript is spliced from 3 exons.